AUGUCCAACGUUUUCUUCGACAUUGAGUGGGAGGGCCCGGUCCUCGAUGCCAACAACCGGCCCACGUCGACUGUCAAGCCCCAGAGCGGCCGCAUCGAGUUCAAGCUCUACGACGACGUCGUCCCCAAGACUGCCGAGAACUUCCGUGAGCUCACCAAGCGCGAGAAGGGCCAGGGCUACCUUGGCUCGUCCUUCCACCGCAUCAUCCCCGAGUUCAUGCUCCAGGGUGGUGACUUCACUCGUGGCAACGGCACCGGUGGCCGCUCCAUCUACGGCGAGAAGUUCCCCGACGAGAACUUCAAGCUCAAGCACGACCGCCCCUUCCUGCUGUCCAUGGCUAACGCUGGCCCGAACACCAACGGUUCCCAGUUCUUCGUCACCACUGUCGUUACCUCGUGGCUCGACAACAAGCACGUCGUCUUCGGCGAGGCUGUUGGCGGUGACUCUGUCCACGUCAUCAAGUCUCUGGAGGCUACUGGCUCUUCGCCCAACGGUACCAUCAAGUACGGCAAGAAGCCUACCAUUGUCAAGUCUGGCGUGGUUUAA
Molecule: messenger RNA, 546 nt
Organism: Grosmannia clavigera kw1407
Lineage: Eukaryota; Fungi; Ascomycota; Sordariomycetes; Ophiostomatales; Ophiostomataceae
Product: peptidyl-prolyl cis-trans isomerase
Exons: 4
Coding region: 1-546 (181 amino acids)
Biological process (GO): protein peptidyl-prolyl isomerization; protein folding
Molecular function (GO): peptidyl-prolyl cis-trans isomerase activity
Source: RefSeq, a predicted model, not a curated record